This is a messenger RNA of Falco peregrinus (peregrine falcon), 11370 nucleotides long. It is a transcript of the gene BBX, whose product is annotated as BBX high mobility group box domain containing. The coding region runs from base 570 to 3332 and encodes 920 amino acids. NCBI's taxonomy places the organism in Eukaryota, Metazoa, Chordata, Aves, Falconiformes, Falconidae. Gene Ontology annotation, biological process: regulation of transcription by RNA polymerase II. The transcript has 19 exons. The record is from RefSeq and is a predicted model, not a curated record. Gene Ontology annotation, molecular function: DNA-binding transcription factor activity, RNA polymerase II-specific; RNA polymerase II transcription regulatory region sequence-specific DNA binding. Gene Ontology annotation, cellular component: nucleus.
UGUUGUGGCGCUGCCCGGGUUGCAUGGCUCUGUGUGGAGCCGCGUUCCGCGGGCGCCGAGGCGGAGGGGCUCCGCUGCGCGCCGCGCCUCGCUUCGGCCCAGCGGCGAGCCGCCCGCCCGCCCGCCGGCCCCGCCGAGGUCACUAUCACAUGACAAAGGCUUUGAGACACCUUCAUCUUCAUCUGUCUGUAAUUUCCAUUUGCCUUCCUGGGUUUCUGGAAUGAAUUGUCCUUGGCUGUCACGUCAAGCGUGCCAGAGUUUGCUGCUCUUUAUCUAAUGAACUACUGUGACUGGUGUACAUACGUACUUGAACUGAAGAAGUAGAAAGGAGGAAGGAGGCUAGAACGCUGUAGCAACAGUAUACCUGGCUGGUAUUUGUGAGAAAUGAGAAAUGCCCUUUCAAAACUCGAGUAUCAGUUUGAAUAGCAGGGGAAAGCCAGUACUCAGCGCUGUAGAAUCUCUCUUCUAGAAAGCAGCGAACCAGAGCUGUAGGCAGAAUGGUAGACUGCUGCACCGAAAACAUUUCUGUGCCAGCUCUGUGACCGUGGAAGGCGAAGGAGGUCACCGUAAUGAAAGGCAGUAGUAGGAAUAAGGAUCAUUCGACAGAAGGAGAAGGAACUGGGAAGCGACCAAAAAGAAAGUGUCUUCAGUGGCAUCCCCUGCUUGCCAAGAAACUCCUUGACUUCUCUGAAGAGGAGGAAGAGGAAGAAGAAGAGGAAGAUUUUGAUAAGGUGCCUCUCCUUGGCGCUGACGGUUUAGAGCAGGAUGCUGAUGAAACCGAAGAUGACGAGUCCUCAGAGCAGCGAGCUCGCCGACCAAUGAAUGCAUUUCUCUUGUUCUGCAAACGCCAUCGCUCUCUCGUGCGAAAAGAGCACCCUCGCCUCGAUAACCGUGGCGCAACCAAGAUCUUGGCAGAUUGGUGGGCUGUUUUAGAUCCAAAAGAAAAGCAGAAAUACACUGACAUGGCCAAGGAGUAUAAAGAUGCAUUUAUGAAGGCAAAUCCAGGGUACAAGUGGUGCCCUACGACAAAUAAACCUGUGAAAACACAGACCUCAACUGUUACAAACCGGAAAAAGCUAUGGGCCUUUGCAUCAGACUCCACAAAAGAUCUACCAAGCCCGAGGAAAGCAGCAAAAAGCGAAGAGAUGCCACAGCUUAAUUUUGCAAUGGCAGAUCCUACGCAAAUGGGAGGGCUGAGCAUGCUGCUUCUGGCAGGGGAGCACGCCCUGACGGCGCAGGAGGUUUCCUCGGGUACUUGCCAGUCUGAUGCAGCUAAUUCUACAGAACCCUGUCAGAAGUCGUCAUUGUUUCAGUUUGCAGAGAUCUCUUCAAGUACAUCACGACCUGGAGUCCCGGGAGAUGUAAAACAAACUGAGGAGUCUGCGUUAUUUCAGUUUGCUGAGAUCUCCUCCAAUACUUCCCAGUUGUCAAGUCCUGAGCCAGUAAAGCACUGUGGGAAGUCGGCACUCUUCCAGUUGGCAGAGAUUUCUUCAAGUACCUCCCAUUCAGGUCCCGAUUUAACAAAACAGUGUGGAACAUCAGCAUUGUUUCAGCUGGCAGAGAUGUGCCUUGCUUCAGAAGGAGUAAAAGUGAAGGAACCUGGAAAAACAAAAGUGGAAGCACCGGAAGAUGUGGGAGGGGAAGUUCCAGAGGAGAUGGAUGUAGAACUGGAGAAAACAACAAAAGACUCCUGUAAAGAAAAAGUAGAACAAUCGGGGAUAGAGAAAAUGCAAAACUGGGAUGAGACAAAAGCUGAGGAAUUAGAAACUGCAAAAUACAGAGAUUUUACUAGUCUUGCAAUGGAGAACAGUCCUUUUGAGAGAAGUGAUAACACAAAGGAUCACAUGUGCUGCUCUCCAGAUCUGUCGGUGGCUGACAUGAAUAUCCUGGGGCUAAAGCCGGAAAAGAUAAAGAAGAAAAAGAAAAAAAAUAAGUUGGACCGGCACACAAAUGAGAAAUCCACCCCCAAGAAACCUUGUAAAAAGAGGCAGUCCUCAGAGUCGGACAUUGAAAGCGUGAUGUAUACCAUUGAAGCCGUGGCGAAGGGGGACUGGGGUGCCGAGAGACUCGCGGAAACUCCCCGCAAAAAACCCCGUCCCAUCUCAAAUGUGAAGGGAAGCGUGUUGGAUACAAAAUCACCAAAGAAAAAAGUGAAAUCGAAAGAAAAGAAGACAUCAAAGGAGAAACCCACGGAGACCACCAAAGAAUCAAAGCCUCCUGAUUUCCUUAGUAUUGCAGCCAGCAAGGAAGUACCGUGCGAGGCUUCUGAUAACAUUAAAGUGGAACCACUGACCCCAACAGAGGAGGUGGUACCCCAGAGCUUACCAGGACAGGUCAAAACUGAGGACAGUGACUGUGUUAAAAAGAUAGAAACCUGUGGCUCCAGGAAAUCGGAGAGAUCUUGCAAAGGUGCUCUUUAUAAAACUCUGGUGUCAGAGGGCAUGCUGACAUCUCUGCGUGCUAACGUGGACAGAGGAAAAAGAAGCUCAGGAAAAGGCAACUCCUCAGAUCAUGAAGGAUGCUGGAAUGAAGAAAACUGGGCUUUUUCCCAAAGUGGGACAAGCGGGAACAAAAAACUGAAAAAGCCUAAGGCAAAGGAAGAGUUUGUUUUUGGCUUAGCAAAGUUGGAAGAAGAAUUUGAAAAGAAAUUCAACAGCCUCCCUCAAUACAGUCCUAUUACCUUUGACAGGAAAAAUUCAGCUGUUCCGAGGAAAAAGAGGAAGGUUGGAAAUGGCUCAUCUGAACAACCAAAAUCCAACAAAGGUUCAUGCCAGUCUCAGAAAAAGAACUUAUUCCACAAAAUUGUCAGCAAAUAUAAGCACAGAAAGGAGAAGCUUAAUGUUCCGGACACAGCCAUACUCUCAGAAGACAGAAAUUCCAGCGAGUCUGCCUGGAAGAAUAAAAUUUCUCUAUCUGCCCUAAACACUCCAGAGCCAGCAAUGAUGCAUGAACCUUUAGUUGGCAGCCAGAAAAGGAAAGCAAGGAAAACUAAGAUCACACAUCUUGUCCGAACAGCAGAUGGUCGAGUGUCACCAGCAGGAGGGACGCUGGAGGAGAAGCCAAAAGAGCUGCCACAAAGUACUCUUCAAAAAACAUCAAGUGCAGAAACAGAUUGCAACGGUGAAUGCUCCAGAAAUGCAGAGACAGAAGAAAAUCAUAGUAUUACGUCAGAUAUGCCGGCGGUGUCUGCGUUUUUUAGCUUAGCUGCUCUGGCAGAAGUAGCAGCCAUGGAAAAUGUACACAGAAGUCAGAGGGCCACGCCUCUCCCACAUGACGGACAGCCAAAUGAAAUGUCUCAGGCUCCAGUGCUUAUUUCCUGCGCUGACCAGUGAAGCUCCACUUUAUUGUAAAACAUUGUGCUUUACCUAAUAUCCUAGCCUUGUCUUUUAUCAAGGGAAGCUAGUCAGUCCAUAUGAUGGAAACUAUAGACUGCAAGCAAGUGCUUAUUGCUCUGAGUGGCCCAGAAUUCACUGGAAGCCAGACGUUAGCAACUUGGGCCAGGUCCUCAAAUCGGAACCCAGUAUGUAGAAGGGUGAUAUUAAUUGUCUAUUAAUGAACAGAAAUGGAAUGAUCCCAGAGCUUGCUUUCUAUUGAAGGCUUUUAAACAGUACACAGGUGGUUGGUGUGAAAAAGGCUGCCUUUACUGUUAGCUCACACAGCAUCUCUUUUACCAACCAGAGAGUACGGCAACUAGUUUCGUAUAAUACCUAGUUAUUCUAAAUGAAAAUAAAAAAAAAAAACAAAAAAAACCAACAAAAAAAACCAACAACAACAAAAACACUGACGCACUGCACUAGUUAUUAUUAGAUAUUCUUAGUCAUUUUUGUACAUGAAGAUUUAAGUUCUAAGAUGGUUUAUAUUAAUAGGUUAUGCCUACGUUUAUAUUGUAGAAUGAAUUUAAAACCUGUUCCAGAGAACUCAAGGCAGCCUGGACAGAUGUACCAUUGUUAGCGGUGUUUGGGCAGCCACGUGGUCCAGAUGUUCUGCACUUUUAUAUUUGCCACCGGAGUGGUAGAGUUUACUGGGAAAAAUUCUGACAGGCUACGUUUAGGUUUGUUUCUUUUUAAUUUAGCUUUGAAUAACCAGGAUGAUGUGCAUUAGAAAAAGGAGUGGUGUAUGGAAAAGAAAAUACUGCAGAUAAUUGACUUGUCUUUCAUGCCUUGGAGGGUUCCUUUAUUUUUGCAUAGAUAUCUGAGCGACUUGGUGAAACUUUCCUGUAAACAAAAAAGUACUGCAAAUGCGUUUUUCAAAAGUGACCUUAGUAUUAUUUCACCUUUCUGAAAAACCUAAACCCGUGACUUUUCGAUAUACAUGUACACCAAUACACAUACCUUUUACAUUCUACAGACACUGGCAUUGUUGUAGUUACUAUGCACGGUCCAAAUCGGCUUCAGAAUUUGCGUAAAGGGCCAAUUACAGUUUGCGUUGGUGAAGUGGCGAGUUGUAUGCAGAUAAAACUACAACCGAAGAGUAACGUUUGACUGAAUUCAGACUACCAAACAGAUCCAUCUGCCAGUUUCUGUCCUUGCUUAUGUCGAAUUUUUGUGUUUUGCUCUCAUAAAUGCAUCCCAGAAGCAGGCGGAGUGUAUCACUUGGCCUGUUACCUUUGCUAUCUUGACUUACACUGUUGUACAACUGAACAUUAAUUCCUACCAAUAGAUGCAAAACGAUCACUAUUAAUUGAUCUAAAGCUACAAAUUCGACAGGGUACUUCUUCAAUAGCACAAGAUGUUUCCCUACUUUUUGCAUUGUAGCACAACAAUUUACCAAAUUGGACUCCAGCAAUAAUUUUCUAUUAGUCUUCAUCAUACCGGCUGAACUUUUGAUAGUAUUAGAUUGAGUUUGAAGUUCUUUGAAUUAAGUCUUUAAAUGAUGCGAGUUUACAUCAUUCUAUCAGGCAUUCUUAUUUAUACUUGACUGAACUGAUAAUGUGUUUGGGGGUUAUUUUGUAACUAAUUUGAUGUAAUAGCCAUAUGGACAGUAACUCUAUUAACGCUUGCUAGGUUUAGCCUUUCAUCGUUGUAGCUAAGCGAAAGUCUUUGGUUCAGUGUCAGGAAACAAUAUACAACAUACCACACGAGUUGUAACAAAGGAGUGAAGGUCUGACGAAAGGCAGGUAGCUGGGAAGUGUCACUGAAAUAGCACCAUCGAGGAUGCAUGUGUUGGAAGAAGGGAACAACGACAAAAACGAACAACAAAAUUUACGAGCCAAUGAGUCAGUGAAAAGGCUUUUUAAAAAUUCAGGUGAAUAUAUGACUAAGAGCCCCUAGAAUGCCAUUGCAGCCUAUGGCAGUAUUUUUAAUAAGAUUUUAGUAAAGUUUUAUAAGUUAUUUUAACAAGACAGGAAAAACUUAAAAAGACUUAAAACUGUUGGGUCACAGCAAGGUGGCUGUUGGAGUUUUGGACCACUUUAUAAUUAGCUGAAAUCCAAAUACGUUACAGUGCAGGCCGUUCACGUUGACAAUGGUACUAACUUAUUUCUCUAGAAAACCUUUAGAGUAGAUAUAUUUUUGUCAAAGCACCCCAUCCUUCCUCGAUUUAAAUUUCAAUAUUGUUCCUGAAGAUAUUUCUGUAUAUUAAUGGUACCUUUUUUAAAAGAAACAGAAAAUUACUUUUUUCUAUAUGAAUUAAUAUCUUACUUGAUCUGCUUUUCCUUGACUUUCCCUUAGAGAGGGGGUAGGGUUGGGUCAGUUUACUGGAUAUGACUGUUUUCAGAUACUUACAAACCUUUUUGUAGAUAUGCUUAAUUUUUAAGCGAUUAGGCACUGAGAGUAGCAGAAAUCCUGCAAAGCUUUAUAGUUCACUAGGCAUUUGCCUUUGUUGGUUCUCUGAGUGACGUCUUGAUUUGAGUAGCUAGAAAUUUCCCUGAAUCUACUAGAAGGGGUAUCAGUAUUUUCAGGUAACAAAGUCUGUUAGCACAACAAAAAUUUCAGACCAAUAUCUUACUGUAUUGGGGUUGGGUUUUUUCCUUGUUUGUUUUGUUUUAAUUUUUAUUAAUUUCAGCUGCUUUCAUUUUGGAAAAUCUAUUGCUAUUGUGUGUACUUCAGUAUACCAGCAAACACUGUUACCCGUUAACACAUUGUCCACAAAUGCCUCUAGAGAAGAAAUUGUUGCACCUUAUGUAUAUCUCAAGCAAACCAAAAUAUGAUGCUUUUCUGCUUUGUUUAUUCUGAAUAUGUUGUAUCAUACUUUACUGAACCCAUUUUAACUUAGCUAAAGCUAUCGAUAUUUAUGCAUUUCACAUUAUUUUCUGGAUCUGAACCUGUGUAUAAAUCUUUCUUUAAAAAAAAAGAAAAGCAUUUACCGUAGUUGUCCUCUGUGAGUUAUCCAUGGGAGAGGGGGGGAAUCUUGUCUCAAGUGUAAAAUGCAGUACUGUCCCAGUUUUCCUUGGUUUUUAUUUAUUUAGUGAUCUUUGAUAUUUCAUAUGUAGUUUUGAGGUAUACAAAAUAUGUUGUCGUAGCCGAAGCUACAGAUCUAAGCAGCUGGGAGAAAAUUACUUUAAUGUCUUCUUAAUUGUUGUAGUACUGUAUACAAAUAUGGGAAAAACGUUCUGCACAACAUUUGAGAUGCAGAUUCUUAUCCCCACAGUAGGUUGUUUUCCAAUAUUAGACCAAAUCAAUCAAAACUCAAAUGAUCUUAAAGGUCUUUUUCCAACCUAAAGGAUUCUAUGAUUCAAAAGACAUCUAUGGAGAUUACUUAAUGCUCUGCUUAUGGCAGUAACUACCCCUUGAAUGUGCUGUGAUUUCAGAAAUAGAAUAUAUUUAUUUAAGAUGACUGAAUGCUCUUUUAUACUAAUACAAUAUUCCAAAGUCAUGAGCAAGAGACUUCUUGGUAGUUUGGGUUUCUAUUUUAUAGCAUUGGUGCAUGACUUUUGAAAUUAAAGUGGUAAGCGUUGUCGGAAAGGGGCGCAGGAACGAGGGACUGGUAGAAGCGUGUGAACUUGCGGUGUUUAAAUUCCAGCUUUGGUCUUUAUUAUUUGGGUGAAAGCUGUCUUUGUGGCAUGAGGCUGAGGAGCACUCUGCAGUUUGUAUCGAGUGGAAACCCGAGGGAGCUGGAACUCAUAUCAGAGCAGGGGAUUUGCCUUAUAGUUGGGAUGCUAUCUUUCGGAACAGGAUAUUAAAUUGAAGCAGUUUUAAUUUCCACUGCCUGUUUAGCUACUGUACGAAUACUGAACAGACUGAAGGCAACAGUCGUAGACGUGGGACAGCUAAGAGAGGAGGGAAGGAGAGCUGCCCUUUGGUUUCAGUAUGGCAAAGUUACGGCAACAAAGGGGAAUUAGAAAAAACGAUAGAUGUAUAUAUGUGUGUGUAUGCGUGUGUGCAUGUGCGCCUGGGUGUGUACAUUCUGGAAAAAAAAAAAAAAAGGUGGGAAAAACAAAAACAUGAUGGGUCUACAAGAGACUACAAUGUACGUUGACCCUGUGAGUGCACUCCCUUUUUUUGGAUGCUGAGUCUACUAUGGCUACCUCUCCUAAAAGACUACUUUUGUUGACUUCCAUUUGCUUUCAGGCUUGAUUGCGUAAUCUUUUCAGCCAUUGGUACCAUUUGUAUAUCGCUGUGUGCUUCACUUUCCAAGAGCAGCGUUUCUAUAGCGCAGGCAGCGUAAAGGCUGAAUAUACAGCGGUGCCCAAACUGUGUUGCUGGAGCGUUUUUGUUUAACCUCUGCCGUAGGCAUGUGGGUUGCGGGACGCGGGCCCACUGGCUCUGGUUGGGUCAGUGAGGUCAUUUUGGGUAAAAUGCCGUGCUGGUGGGGCGCUGGGCUUCAGUGGUUGCCAGAGGUGACGCAGUAAGCCAAGCGCUGCUCUUGAAACUUCUUGUGGAAGUUUAUGUUUGAUUUCACAAGGAAACGUAACCGUGCAGCUUGUGUCUAGUACACCAUGCGUUACCCAUUAGACACUGCUCGUUUGCCGUGCUUGCUGGGUAGUGUGUAGAGCUCCUAGGUGUCUUGCCGUGUUCUGUGAUGCUUGGGGCGUCCGAACCUUGUACAUAGUGUGGAACUGUCACCUACAGCUGCCAGGAUGCUGAGGCACUUCAGGACACUGGGCGCCGUGAACGAGUGCAUUUUAGGCUGUGAAGGAGUCACUUGCCUCCUCCCCCGGUGUCCCCAAUAAAAAGGCACAGUGAGGUUUAUGCUCUCACCUAAGUACUAUUAUAUUCAUUUAUAUACUCGGUAUUUUCUACUGAAUUGACAACCUUGAAGAAGCUUAUGAGAUGGAUGUAUAUUUUAUGUUCCCCUAGUAAUUCUUCUAAGGCAGAAAUCUAGGAAGACUUGGCAUGACAUCUCCACUCAGCAUCCCACCUACGCUUACACCGAAACCCAUCCUUACUGCCGGGCCAGAGUUGUUGCUUGCACCGGGACAGUGCAGAGCCCCCAUGAUGGACCACUACGCUCUUGGCGAUAAGCUUGGGCUUGCGUGACGUUCCUGGGGGCGGCACGUCCUGACCCUAGGGCCUUCAGUGACGUGAAAACGACUGCAAUUAGCUUAACAUUUAUUGAGUUCUUCCAAAUAAUUACGUUGGAGGUUCUGGGUCUUGACUGUUAGCACAUACCAGCAGACCCACCCUGUACUCUACUGGCAAACCCCACAGCUGCCCAGGCUAACUGCCCAGGCUGCUGAACGUCACGCUCUCACCUGCUCUUUGCACCCCUCCAACUGAAACCUGGUUUUCCCCCAUGCACUGCUAUACCUUAACCAGCGGUUGGGGCUCUGAAGGUGACAGAAGCAGAGGAGGCAUGUAUGUGCGUGUGUCUGCAUGCGUGUGUACAUACGCGUCCACACGCGCACAUCGGAGUGCCAUGACUUGCAGCGUGUUCUCUGCAAAAGUGUUCCUGUCUUCAGUGAUAAAACAGCAUGAGGUUUCUCAGACGAUAGUUUUCCAACUUUCUUGCUAGAUUUCUGUCUCUUCCCUUCACAUUACACCAGAAGGUGUGAUUUGUGAAAAUCACACCUGAAAAAAACCACCACCCCACAGUUCCUGCUAACCUAGAUGCUGCGCAAACCUUCUUUCUCAGCAGUGCUUGCUUUUAAUAACCAGUAUCUGUUCAUAGUUUUAACACAACUGAUUUGCCAUGAUCUUUCUUCCUAGAGCCCAGUCCUGCAACUUUCAUUCUCGCACAUAAUUCCACUGAAUUUUGACCUAGUAUCUGACUUUAUUCUCUCCAAAGCUUGGUGUAAACAUGCCUUACAAUAGUUCAUCUCCACCAGUGGUAUAACAGAGCUACUGCCUUCUUAGAUGUGUGUAGUUAAAAGUAAGUCAAUAAGCACAUUUAUAGAAUGUCAUACUUUCUUCAAAAACCUCUAAUUUGAUAUCUUUAAGUGCACAUGUUAAGUCAUGUGUAUAACAUGCUAAAGUACGUUAAACUGUGAUAAUAAAACUGAAUAAAAUAUUUAAUAAAAUAUUUGAUAAGGACCUUUAAAUAGAUUUCUUUAUGUUCAUUCUAUUUUGGUUAUCUAGUGUGUGCCUGUAAACAGUUUCCCAUUUAAAACUAAUGAUUGCAAAUAAAUACUAUUCAAAUGGAGCUUCUUUGAUGCUUCACCUGCUUUACUAUCACAUGAUUGUUUACUUUAACAUACCACUGAGUUAGCAGUAUUUGCAGAGUUUGGUUUUAGAGAUAGUAUGAAUUUGUUGGCUUUUCUUAUACUUAAAAGGAAACAAGCUCAUUUUCCACCCAAAAAAGGAAGAUGCCAAACCCCAGAGAUGGAGCCUCAGAACUGUGAGCUGUAGUUCCCUGUCAGCUCAUCCAUUCAGCUUCUCCACAGGGACUGUAAAGAGUGUCACGUAUUUUGCAAAGAACUUCUGCCCAUUUGUGCUUGCUUACACGUUGUCUAUUAUGGGAGCUUCCAUUUUUUAGUUUCAAAACUUCCAAGCCUGAUUCAGCCCUGUUGACAUUGCUGGAAAGAUCCAUAGACCCGUGCGAGUGCCCCAGAAUUCAGUGGAUUUAUAUCGGCAUAAAGCUGGAGACCGUGGGAUGGAGAGAGCCAGGACUCCGUGCAGUUAGGCUCUGGGAGAAAAGUUUGCCUUUUCUUCUGAGCUUUCCAGGUGUCCGCUUUGUGUUUCUGGAUUUUGUCAUCUUUGCACAAUUGGGAAGCUCGUGUAUAGUCCACACCAUCCCGCGUGAAGAAGCUGUUGCUGUGUUUUCAGUCCUUGGACACUAAGAGAACUUGCUCAGAAAUGGAUUCUCUUUUAGAAAUAAGUGGCAAGGGUCGUCAAUAUUUAAACUUACAGGUCCUGACUACUUUGGAAACUUAAAUCAGGACUCUGUUCUGCCCAUAUUUUUUACCAUCUUGAGGCCUGAAAAUUGGGCAGUUGGGGAUCUUGUCUUUACCUGUCCUUGGAUGCCUGAAGCCUCCUUGGUCACAGUGAAUUUUUCUGGCCACAGAAGACCCAAGCAGAGACUUCAUGAAGCCAGCAGGCACUGGUUGGUUGUGUGGCAGCAGAACUGUCUCCAAAUCAAAAGGAGCAGAAGGGGGAAGCCUUUAGGUUUGUUUGGGGUUUGGGGUUUUUUUUUUAACUGUGUGCCAUUUACUCAGGAAAGAAGAACUGUGUACAAUCGUGCACUGCCGUUACUGGGCAUGCGUCAGUAUGUCUGCAGAGAAACGCCAGGAAUGGAAGAGCUUCAGCGAUAAAGGCCACAUAAAGGUCACGCUUGGGGAAGGGGGAGAAAAGCUCUGUUUCCACGAGCAAAAAAAGACAGACAAAAUCUUAAGAAAUGCCUAUUUUUUCAGUAUAGUAUGCCCAGUCAGGGACAUUGAAGUCACUAUGCUGGCUUUUUUUCAUUACUGAAUUACCUUAGGACAGUCAUCUCGAUUCCUCGAACUCCCAUCUUUUCCCAUCUGCUGUCAUUUUGUUCUUCCAACAAAAGACCCGCUGAAUUCCCUGACUCUUGGUGCAUCUAGGUGUGCUUCAUAGCCAGCUCACAUUGCUUCCUGCAGCUGCGUGGCAUUGCACUGACACUUUCUUAAUUGUCAGGUAAGAUACAUUUCCAUUAAUAUUUUGGAAAAACACGGGGUGGAAAGGCAUCCUCCUCCUUCUCCUCGAGUGCCGUGCUUCUGGCAGGCAUGCUGAUGUUCUCCCCUUGGUACCGUUUGCUGGGUCCUUUCCAUUGUUCAUCCCGGAGUUAUUUAACAUGCAGCCGCUUUCAAAUAGGUUAUUUUCUUUUCUUUUUUUUUUUUUCCCUACAAUGUGACAAUGUUAAGUGAGACACAAAGUAUACUUGAGCAUACCCUAACCAUGCUAUAUACCAGCUUGUGAAGCUGUUGGUUCUUCAGUAGGACACUAGCACUUUGUAACAAAAUACAAGAUGCGUUCCUAUAUCUGCUGCAAAGUUCUGUUUUGUUUUGUUUUCAGAAAUAAAACCUGUAAGAUAUAA